AUGUUGUCGAGAAACGGCGCACGGUCUCUCUUGAGGAGACGAGGGCUUGGUAGUCCCAGCACGGCACGAAAGACGUUCUCAUCAGGGACUCCCCGCUAUGCUGCUGCCGAGAAGCAAAUCACAACGGGGACCGCAACCCAGAGCUCAAAGACCAGCGGUGGCACCCUCGGCAUCGCUGCGGUAGCCGGGGUCCUUGGCUGGGGUGUCGCAACAAUAACAAAUUCUGGGGACGACUCCAAGAUCAAUUCGCUCCAGGUCAAACUGGACGCGAAGCCAGAGCGAUAUGCCACUUUGCCCGAGAUGGAGAGGGCAAUCAAAAAGAUCACUGAGGAACUCGGUAACAAGGACAUCAUCUCAACGGACCCAGAGGACCUCCAUGCUCACGGCUACUCGGCUUGGUCGACAGUGAAUCCGGAUAAUCUUCCGGUUGCCGUAGCAUACCCCCGUACAACUGAGCAAGUCUCAACCAUUGCCCGCAUCUGCUAUGAGCACAAGGUUCCAAUCAUCCCCUACUCGGGCGGCUCCAGCCUCGAGGGAAACUUUUCUGCUCCUUAUGGAGGCGUGAGUGUGGAUUUUGCCUACAUGGAUCGAAUCCUCCAGCUCAAUAAGGAUGAUAUGGAUAUUGUUGUCCAGCCCAGCAUUGGCUGGCAAGAUCUUAACCAAAAGCUACUUGCAAUGGAGAGCGGUCUAUUCUUUCCCGUGGAUCCUGGCCCGAGUGCAAAGAUUGGUGGGAUGAUUGGCACCAAUUGCUCUGGAACCAAUGCCGUACGGUAUGGAACCAUGAAAGAUUGGGUGGUCAACUUGACGGUGGUUCUGGCCGAUGGGCGCAUCAUCAAGACUCGGCGGAGACCAAGGAAAUCGUCCGCCGGUUACAACCUCAACAGUCUGUUUGUAGGAUCCGAGGGCACUUUGGGGCUUGUGACGGAAGCGACUCUGAAAUUGGCAAUUAUCCCAGAAGACCAGUCAAUUGCAGUUGUCCCCUUCCCAAGCAUCCGGGACGCUGCGGCAGCGGCCGCAGGCGUUAUGCAAGCGGGCAUUCCUGUUGCUGCACUGGAGAUCAUGGACGAGGUUCAGAUGAAGGUUGUCAACUUGGGAGGCGCGACUGCGCCUCGGGUCUGGGAAGAGGCCCCGACACUCUUCUUGAAGUUUUCGGGAACCAAGCUCGCGGUUCAAGAACACAUCACGCUGGUGCAGGCUAUUGCCCAGGCAAACAAAGGAGGCAAGUUUGAGUUCGCCAAGGAUGCGGAGGAGCAGAAGCUUCUGUGGUCGGCAAGAAAAGAGUCUCUCUGGUCGAUGAUGGCUCUGAGGAAGGAUGGCGAGGAUGUCUGGAGCACGGAUGUGGCCGUCCCAUUCAGCCGACUUGCUGAUAUCAUCGAGGUGAGUAAAAAGGAGAUGGAUGACCUGGGGUUGUUUGCCAGUAUUCUCGGUCACAUUGGCGAUGGAAACUUCCACGAAAGCAUCAUGUACAACGGCCGCGAUAAGGCAGAGAGAGCCAAGGUUGAGGCGUGCGUCAAGAACAUGGUCAAGCGAGCACUAAACAUGGAGGGCACCUGCACCGGCGAGCAUUCGAUCGGCUGGGGGAAGAAGGAGAGUUUACUGUGGGAGGUCGGGCCCGAAACGUUGGAUGUGAUGAGGACUAUCAAGAAGUCCUUGGAUCCGCUCUGGAUCAUGAACCCGGGAAAGAUUAUGGAUGUGCCAUGGAUGGAGGCGGACGAUGCCAAUGAGAAGCCUUUGUCAAGGGCCGAAGACGUGGGAGUGACCCCGAUUCUUUUAUCGGGAAGUCAUCAAAGCGCGAGAUUGAGUGGAUGA
This is a messenger RNA of Clonostachys rhizophaga, 1809 nucleotides long. The record is from the annotation of a GenBank genome assembly. Lineage: Eukaryota; Fungi; Ascomycota; Sordariomycetes; Hypocreales; Bionectriaceae.